Cylindrotheca closterium is the source of this 4830-nucleotide messenger RNA. Lineage: Eukaryota; Bacillariophyta; Bacillariophyceae; Bacillariales; Bacillariaceae. The record is from the annotation of a GenBank genome assembly.
AUGAGCCUCUGGCUAUUGCUGUGCUGGGCGAUUGUCCUUGCGCUUUUUCUUCACAGGACAAAUGGUUUCCUUACAAUGGAGAAUAAGCUGCGGAUCCAGCGGAAUUUUGUUUCAGUCGAAGGAGUCUCGCGGUUGUUUGCAGACAUUCGGGAACACACAGUUCCUCAUCCACAAGAUGCCAUAGAUAAGGGUCUUCUGUCGAUUCACGGUCAUGGUGGAAUUGCCUAUAAUUUUCUUGAGACAGAGGAUACGAUCAGUGCCUUUCGAGACAUCGUAUACGACGAUGGUAGAGCUCAUGGUCAAAUCAGUGGAAUCUUGAGACUGCAACUUGUGAAAGAAAGUGUGAGAGAUCAUGUGAAAUCUAUUGUGAAUAGAACUAUUGAAAACAGUGUUAUUGAGAAUGGUGGGACGAUUCACCUGUAUCUGUCGAAACCCAACUCAUCAGCUUUGGCAAAUCAUACAGAUGUGACGGAUAUUUUUGUGCUACAGCUCUCAGGAGCCAAAGAAUGGCUUCUCUGCGACGCGGACGCACCUCAGUUUGCACACGAAUUGGAUCGAAACCUGAGAGGCAAGCUCGACUUGUGCACCACCUACAAUGCAGCGGAAAUGGAUAGUCUGAGAUGUGAACGGACAAUACUUUAUCCUGGUGAUGCACUAUAUCUUCCAAAACAUGUCGUUCAUUCAGCUCAAGCUACACCUGAUGGAUUGUCGGCACAUUUGACGUUUGGAUUUGCGGAGAAUACCUGUUCGGCUAAUAAAAUGGAAAAUUGCGUCGCUGCUCAGUCCCGUUUUCAACACAGAGAUCUUCAAAUAACCUGCAAUUCUCGCGAUGGGGGAAGCGAGUGCAAUGAAAAUUGCGAUUGCUCCUGCAAUGGUAAUUGUCAGGACGGAGAAGGUUGUACUACAAGCUGUGAUGGCGGAUGCACUGGAAGUUGCGCUUUCUUUAUUUUUGGAUGUGACUCAGAUUGCAACACUAGCUGUGAUGAGGGUUGCACUGGUUCCUUGAACUGCAACGAUAAUUGCUCUGAUUGUUGUAACCGUGGUUGCACAGUCUGUCCAGGAGUCGAUCCUCCACCAACGCCCCAACCAACUCCUGGGCCGACUCCUCAACCUACGCGUCCGCCAACUCCUGAGCCAACGCCCAAACCGACUCCUGGACCAACUCGUCGGCCUACCUCGGGACCAACUCCUAGUCCAACACCUGUACCAACUCCAAAUCCAACACCUGUACCAACACCUGUACCAACACCUGGGCCGACGCCUGGACCAACACCUGCACCAACACCUGAACCAACACCUGAACCAACUCUUCCACCAACGCCUGUACCAACACCUGGACCAACUUCACGGCCAACUUUUGCACCCGUGGUUGGGCCGACUCUUCCACCGACUCCGGGACCAACCCCUCUACCCACACUUGCAACACCUGGGCCGACACCUGGGCCGACAUCUGAACCAACUCCUCGACCAACGCCGGGGCCAACAUUUGCGCCUGUGGUUGGGCCCACGCUUCCACUGACUCCAGGACCAACCCCACUACCAACAUUAGCGACACCUGUACCAACGCCAGGGCCAACACCAGUACGUGUGAUUGGGCCGACUCUUCCACUGACUCUUGGGCCAACACCUGCACCAGCACCUGCACCAGCACCAGCACCUGCACCAGCACCUGGUGGAUCAACACCCGGUGGAUCAACACCUGGAUCAAUACCCGGACCAACUCCUGGACCAACUGGCGGAAGCUUAGGGUCGACUCCUUCUCCAUCGACAUCAGAAGGAGAAAUGCCAUCGACAGGAACACCAACUGCUUCGCCUUCCUUGGUUUCAUCUGCAACACCAAGUGUGGUUGCAUCAGGAUUCCCAUCGGAUGCGCCAUCAGAGGAACCAUCGAGCCAACCAAGUUUGGGGCCGACGAUAGAACCAUCCGUUGACCCAACAUUUGCACCUGUGACUGGACCAACACCUCCCCCAACACAAAGGCCAACGUUGGUACCAACCAUUACUGAGUCGGUUGGGCCUUCUUUCGGGCCAUCAAAACUUCCAACAGGAAUUCCUUCUGUACAGCCAUCUCGCAAUCCUUCCAUCACACCCUUUGUGGGUCAGACAGCGGAUCCAACGGCCUUGGAUUCUUCAUAUCCUUCGCUAUUGCCGACAGUAACAACUGAAAGACCCACUCGCAAACCAGCUAUUGGUGAUUCAGCUGGACCAUCUAUCGAACCAUCAAACGAUCUUUUUGCGGGGCCAUUCUCCGAGUUGUCGUCAGUGCCAUCGUCAGAGCCGAUAGAUAGGGAAGAAGAUCAAAAUUCGAUAUUUUCAGAGGCCAGUUUGGACAGCAGUACGAUUUAUGGAAUUAUUGGUGCAGCCGCUUUUCUCUUUGGUACAUGCUUUGCGUACAUAUUCUUCGUUCGAAAAAAGAGGAAACAAGUGCUCAAGACAACAGUCGAAGUCAAACCGCAAGAGGAUGGUACAAUCAAGGUCAAAAGAAAGACUGAAUACAGGGGCAAUCAUGCACCCCAAAUUGAGAGGCUGGAGUUCCCAAAUGAAACCACAGCGAAUGCGAAUGGUUAUUUCAUAGGGUCAGAUGAACAGCAAGCCACAAGAGCUAUGUCUAGUACUACCAAUUUCCGAGCACAGCCACGGGAACAAGCACCAGCAAGGAGGACAGAACCUGAGAUCCAUGUCAAGGCAGAAGGCGACGAAAUCCCGAUGGCUGCAGCAGUCUCCGGGGAUGAUGAUGGCAAAGUUCCCAUUGCCGACAUUGGACUUGGCAGCGUGGGUGCCUUGGCACGAAAUGCUGCUGCUGAAUCGGAAGAAGACGACGACGACAUCCUUAAUGGUAGGAAAAAGAAAUAUGACCCAACAGGAGCUACAGUUGUCGGCCAUACUUCUUCUGAGGGACGAGUACAGGGCGGGAAGCCAUCGGAUGAACAAACCAAAAAGUCGGCCCGUCAGGAGAGAGAUUCCAAGCGAACAGCAAAAUCUGCAAAUGCUGCUGCUGCUACUCCUGGAGCCGUUGCUAGCACCCCUGGAGCCUUUUCCUCGAGUACCGAACAUGAAUCGACAAGCAAGUUCCGCAACCUUAUCAGCAGCUCUUCACAUGCUGUAGCGCAGGCAUCAAAUGGGUCUUCGCGUCAUGGUGACCCGGCAUCUCGAAAGGCAAAAGAUUAUGAUAAGGACAAAUCAGUAAGGAGUCCGACAUGUGGCCCAGGUGCACAAUCUGUGGGUCCUGGAUCUGCUGAAAGAGUGAUCACGGACAACGACAAGGCCGCUCGAAAGGCAAGAGAACACGACGAAGCAACUACAAUUCUAAGGGCUAAAGCUCUUUCGAAUGACGGUGAUGAGAAAGCAGGAGAACGUCGUCGUCGCAAAACCACUUCCACACAUGGCCCAGGAGCACGAUCCGUGGGUGGUGAAUUUGCAACAAGUGCGAUGCCAGGAGAGGAUAGAGCAGCUCGAAAGGUAAGGGAACACGACGAAGCGACAGAAACUCAAAAGCCUAGAGCUCGAUCAUUGGACGACCACGAACGCUUGAUGAAUGGUGAAUCUGCGCAAAUUUCUAUGACAGGGGAGGUCAGUGUAGUUGGAAAACCAGAGGAGCAAGACAAAAAAUCUUCAUCUCAAAAGUCUAGUAGAGCUUGCUCAAAGGACGGCCAUGGCCGCUUAGUAGAGGAUGGGGCAUCUCGAAAAUCCAACAGAGCUCGAUCAAAGGAUGACGAUGAACGCUUAGUAGGAGAGGACGGGGCGUCUCGAAAAUCAAAGGACCAUGACAAACCAACAUCAUCUCGAAAGUCAAAUAGAUCGCGGUCACAGGACGAGGAUGAGCGCUUAGUAGCGGGCGGGGUAUCUCGAAAAUCAAAGGAACGUGACGACAAAACUUCAUCUCGAAAGACUAACAGGUCGCGGUCAAAGGAUGACGAUGAACGCUUAGUAGGAGAGGACGAGGCGUCUCGCAAAUCAAAGGAACAUGACAACGAAACUUCACCUCGAAAGUCUAACAGAUCUCGGUCAAAGGACGACGAUGAACGCUUAGUAGGAGAGGACAGAGCAUCUCAGAAAGAUCGAAAAUACAAUAGAUCUUGGUCAAAGGACGACGAUGAACGCUCUGUAGGAGAGGACGGGGAAUCUCGAAAACCAAAGGAACGUGACAACAAAUCUUCAUCUCGAAAUUCUAACAGAUCUCGAAAUCACAGAUCUCCCAAGCGUGAUGAUGGCAAAGCAAAAUUUGACCUCCGGUCUCCCCAGAGUGGCGAUUGGGAAUCCAAGAGCGAGGAAAUCAAAUUACACAAAAGCGAACACAGCAAGUCUCCCAAGCGACGAAACGAUGACGAAACUUCAUCUCGAAAGUCUGAUAGAUCUCGAAAUCAUAGGUCUCCCAAGCGUGAUAAUGGUAAGGCAAGAUUUGAUCUCAAAUCUCCCCACACUGCCAAAUGGGAAUCAACGAGUGAAGAAAUCAAAUCUGACAAGAGUGAGAGUGGCAAAUUUUCCAAGAGUGAGCAUGGUAGCUUGUCCAACAAUAAGCGUGGCACAUUUUCCAAGAGUGAGCAUGGUAGCUCCUCUAAGAAGGAUCGUGUCAAGCUCUCACAGAGUGAGCAUCUUAGCUCGUCCAAGAAUCGGCGAAGCAAUAGUCCACAUAGAGGAUCUUCAUCGAGGUCUUCCCAUCGGUCAGAGGAGGAUUCUUCUGGUCAAAAGCAGCUCAAGUCCAAAAAAGAUUCAAGGAGCACAGAUCGAUCUUCCAAGCAGGCGGAACAAGAUGCCGAAAAGCUUAUCCAAGCCAUCCCCAUUCUAGAUCAGGAUGAAGAAACCGAUGCACAAGUAGCUUUUUCAGCAUGA